AUGAAGCGAGGAAUUUCCGAGUUAGACGAGAAAACAGUACAUUCGUUAUCAACUAAUCAAGUGGUCGUUUCCUUGUCCGUAGCGGUCAAGGAGCUCGUAGAAAAUGCACUGGAUGCAGGGGCAGACAAAAUUACCGUCACGCUCGUUGACAACGGCGUUGAACUGAUCGAGGUGAAGGAUAAUGGCUCCGGAAUAGCAGCAGAGAACUACGACAAAAUCGCCAUGAGACAUGCUACUUCUAAGUUAAAAGAGUUCGACGAUCUCGAAGCGAUCGGCACUUUUGGAUUUCGCGGGGAAGCUCUUGCGGCUUUGGGGGCGAUCUCUACCCUCAAGGUCUUUACGAAGACGGCGGCGGAUCAGAUCGGGGCGGCGUUGGAAUUUGACCAGUACGGCUCGAUAAUAUCGCAGGAAAUAAAAGCCCAGUCGAGCAAUGGAACGACAAUACGAGUUGAGAACCUGUUUCAUCGAAUUCCAGUUCGCAGAAGCGUUUUCAAACAAAAUGCCAAGCGCGAGGCACAGCGAGCUCUGGCAACGAUGAUGAGUUAUGCCCUGAUCGCAAACGCCAGAAUCGUCGUUACAACGAAAAACGGGCGGUCGAUGAAGACGGAAAUUCAAACUCGAGCUGGGGAAGGAAUGAAAGGCAAAAUAUCGACUGUCCUUGGCGGUGAAAUUGCGAAAGGACUCGUUGAAAUUGAAGAUGAUUUCAAUGCCGGUCGAGACGAAAUCGAAUCGUUUUGGAAUCUUCAUUCACCAACCGAGGAAGUGAUUGAAGGCCACCUUGAAAAAGCGCGAAUCUUUAAAUUUACUGGUUUCAUUUCGAAAACCGACUCUGGCGGGAGAACCUCUCCUGAUCGUCAAUUUUUCUUUGUAAAUGGACGACCUAUUGAUGCUCCCUUUCUCUCGCGAAUCAUGAAUCAAGAAUGGCGAAAAACAACGUCUAGAAAGUACCCAGUCGUCGUCCUCAAUAUUGAAGUGGACCAAAGCGCGGUGGAUAUCAAUUUGGCCCCCGACAAAAGAACCGUGCUCUUGCAGAAUCAGAAGCACUGUCAAUUUCGCUUUCGAAUGCUGUUACAAAACAUCUGGGGUUCUACGGAACGCGAUGUCGUUUCAAUGACGCAAUUAUCCAUGGAUCAAUUCAGUACGAGCUUCAGUACUCAGUCGACCAGGGAAACUAGUAGCCUCGCUGAAAACUCCGUUGAUUUCACUCAAAGUGACGCAACUCUUUCGCAAGAUCCUGAAAGCGAUUGUACUCAAAGACCUUCCAAAAUGGCAAAACUAGACUUUACCGCACCGAUUCCGCCUUUUACUGGAAAAGAAAGAAAUUCCGAAGAUGUAUCCAUGUCUCCAGAACAUAAGCAGCGAAACAUCAUCGAGUUUUACACGCCACUGCCGACUGCCAAUAAUGAGCCGAAAGAAGAAGAAUCAACAAUCAUCGAAUUCGUUAGGCCAAAGACCCCGGAGCCACUAACCUCCACUAGAACUGAAACCGACUCCUUCAUUAUAGACGAUGUGGUCGAGCCGAAGAAAAAGCCCUUGCCGCCAGAAGCGAUACUCGCUAGACAAUUUAUUGACUUCGAGGCUUCUGAAGGAAAUCCUGAAAAAGACCCGAGUAGCGAAGAGUUAGAUAACUCAGUUGAUCUAUUCGAGGAGAAGCCACAGACAGAAGACAAUGUAGAGGCCCUCGCUGACUCGUUAAAACGAAUUGGAGAAAGUCUUAACAGUUCAGAUAAAAGCGAAAGUGAAGGGAAACGAGUAGAGUCCAUCGAUCUCAUCCCUACGAACAAACUCCCUCAGGCAGUGAAAGAAGGAAUCGAGGAGAUCAAGAAAAUGAAGAUUAUAUACGACGACGAUUCCGAACCGCGGAGGGAGCACAAGCAAAGAGGGCCACGGAUAAAAAUCUCCCUGGAGUCGAUAAAAGCGGCUAAAGAAAAAGAAGAGCGUAGGAAAAUGGAAAUUUUUCAAGGGCGAAGCUUUUACGCGAAAUUGAGCGACCAGAGGAAUGCCGAAGAGGAACUGACGAAGAAAUUCUCGAAAGAGGAUUUCACGAAAAUGGAAGUCGUCGGCCAGUUUAACAGAGGAUUCAUUAUUGGCCAGCUGAGAGAGGACCUAUUCCUAAUUGAUCAGCACGCCUGCGACGAGAAGUUUAAUUUCGAGCGAUUAAUGAGCAAGAAAAUCGAGUCCCAGCCGCUAGUUAUUGGAAAACGCAUGACACUCAAUCCAGGCGAGGAUCAAAUUCUCCAAGAGAAAGUUGCCCUCUUCAAAAAAUAUGGAUUCAACUUCGACUUCUCCGACCCCGAUUGUGUUCGAAUGACGGCGGUGCCUCGCGUAGGACGAUCGACACUGGGAGAAGAGGACGUGCACGAGAUGCUGUUCCUCAUUAACGAAGGCGACUUUAAUCCGAAGCCGUCGAAAAUUAGACGUAUAAAUGCCAUGGCAGCUUGUCGCUCGUCAGUGAUGAUCGGCGAGGCCCUCAAAAGAUACCAAAUGCAGCGAAUGCUCAAAAACAUGUCUACCAUGGACCAGCCUUGGAACUGUCCUCAUGGUAGACCGACAAUGCGCCACCUCGUGAACACUGCCCGACUCCACUUCAAAAAGAAAUGA
Messenger RNA from Oikopleura dioica, 2601 nucleotides. NCBI's taxonomy places the organism in Eukaryota, Metazoa, Chordata, Appendicularia, Copelata, Oikopleuridae. The record is from the annotation of a GenBank genome assembly.